Marchantia polymorpha subsp. ruderalis is the source of this 1523-nucleotide messenger RNA. The record is from the annotation of a GenBank genome assembly. NCBI's taxonomy places the organism in Eukaryota, Viridiplantae, Streptophyta, Marchantiopsida, Marchantiales, Marchantiaceae.
GGGUGAAUCUACAGGCUGCGCUGGCGCAACUUGGCGAUGUGAAGCUUUGCGGGCAGUUGUCGUCCAAAGCGAAGCGAGUACUCUUACGACGAGACAAUCAGAGACUCAGACCUCUGCAGGAAGGAGGAGUAGCCGGACGAGGACGAGGACGAGAAAUCGAAAUCAGGGUCUAGGUCACAGCGCCACGGCCCUCACGCUCUGUCUGCCAUGAAGAGAGGCAAUUCCGAACAGCAGGUGCAGUGUUCCUGCUUUCGCAAGUGAAUGCAGGAAUUCUGAGAUUUGCGCGGGGGCACGGGCACGCACGAGCCCGACUCGAGACAAGACACACCGCGGGCCUCGAGGAGGAGGAGGACGAGGAGAAGGAGGAGCAACUUGAGCUGGAGCUGGCCGAGGAGCAGACGCAGAAACGCUCGAGGCUGAGGGGCACAGGGGGCAGGGCCGGGGGAGAGAUGCAGGGGAGCCAGGGGAGGGCGGGUGCAGGAGGUGGUAGCGGUAGUGGUAGUGGUAGUGGAGGGGGCAGUGGCAGCGGCAGGCAUGGGGGCUACCCUGGACGAGCAAAUGGGGUGGCAAACAACAAUCUUGGGGCUGGGGCAGGGCUUGCAUACGGGGGAAUGCCCGGCGGGUACGUUUUCAACAAUUGGGUCGGCUACGGGAAUUACCAAAUGCCGAGCCUGAUGCCAAUGCCGCCCGUCGUGCCGCGCAGCUACGGGCGCGGAUCUGCGUCCCACUCCUUCGUGCCCCUGGGCGUGCAAGGAGCAGGCAUUCUGAAGCGCCCCUCGGGCCCUCCGCAAGGCCAAUCGAUGCACGGUCGCUCUAAUCGCAAUCGAGGUCACAAUGGGCGAUCGUGGGGUAGCCGCGACCGCGACCGCGACCGUAAGAAUUUGACCAAAGAAGCUUUAGACGCAGACCUCGAUGAGUAUCGGAUGAAAGACAAAAAGUUUGGCGGUCAGUCUCUGGAUGCCGAGCUCGAUGAAUACUGGAAGAAAAAAGAGGACAGCGACUUGCUUCCCGAGGAGGAUGAGCUCAAGGAUUCGGGCGAAGGUGGCGCAGACAUCGGGGCUAAAGAUGGCAAGGUGCCUGCCGGAGGCACUACUAGUUCUCGUCACAGCCAUGGUGAUAAGCAGUCUGCGGACGGGAGCAAAUCCAAGUCUCCGUCCAAGGACGCUUAAGAGGAGAAGUGCUUUGGGAUGGAACGAUGGCCAUGCGUCGAUGGUUUUAAGUUUUUUUUCCGCGUGAAAAGCCAUACCGACGGAUCUCGAUGCUUUGGAGCUUCUCUUGCAGGUCUGGACUGACGAUGGAAGGCCCACGAGUUUGAUGAUGUAGCCACGGCACAGGCCUUUUCGGCGAUUUCUGAUUCUCCAAGGCUGUGGUGUAUGUCAAUGACAUGUAGCUUAGAUGGUUAGGUCAGAGAGCCACUGGUUUUGUAGAAUUAGUCCUAGUCUUGUGGCCACCUGCUGCCAGUGUUGUACAUUACUUCCCAGAAAAAAUUGGAUUGACAUGUUUUAGCUGGCAUUUUGUAUGAU